Messenger RNA from Silurus meridionalis, 1777 nucleotides. RefSeq names its product spondin 2b, extracellular matrix protein (gene spon2b). The transcript has 6 exons. Gene Ontology annotation, biological process: cell adhesion. NCBI's taxonomy places the organism in Eukaryota, Metazoa, Chordata, Actinopteri, Siluriformes, Siluridae. Gene Ontology annotation, cellular component: extracellular matrix. Bases 174 to 1190 code for a protein of 338 amino acids. The record is from RefSeq and is a predicted model, not a curated record.
GGGAGGGGUCAGGAGGUUAUUGAUAUGGUUAGACUGAAGGGUCUGUGGAAAAGCAUAAAUAGCUGAAAGGCGUGAUCAAGUCUCGCAGUCUCUCUCAGACAGCCCAGGCAUAGGUGACCUCCACUUCUGCAGAAAGCUCAUCUGUCUCUGCAAAGCCAAACACUAUCACCACCAUGGAAAAUAUGAAAGCCAUCUGUAUGAGAUGCUUGCUGUGGUGCUUCACCUUAAUGGCAACCGAAUUUAGUGGAAUCGCCACCAUGCCUGUGAGUGCAGUUGACUCGAUUUGCACUGCACCAUCAACAGCUAAGUACAGAUUAACAUUUACAGGCAAGUGGAGCCAGACAGCCUUCCCCAAGCAGUACCCCGUUUACAGGCCUCCUGCUCAGUGGUCUCCACUGAUUGGAGUAUCCCACAGUUCAGACUAUCACAUCUGGCAAAAAAACGAAUACGCAAGUAACGGGGUGAGAGAGUUCUCUGAAAAAGGAGAGGCUUGGACUCUGAUUAAGGAGGUGGAGGCAGCUGGGGAGCGCAUCCAGAGUGUAUAUGGUCUCUUUUCUACGCCAGCUGUGCUUGGAGGUUCAGGCCAGACAAGCACUGAGUUUGAGGUGUAUGCCAGGCACAACUUUUUGUCUUUUAUUAUGAGGCUUGUCCCGAGCCCAGACUGGUUUAUCGGUGUAGACAGUCUAAAUCUUUGUGAUGGGGAUCGCUGGAAAGAAAACAUUAGCCUUGAUCUGUUUCCUUAUGAUGCUGGCACAGACAGUGGCUUCACUUUUUCUUCACCCAAAUUUGAGACUAUUCCUCAGGACAAAGUCACACAGAUAACAUCAUCAUUUCCAAGUCACCCUGUUAACUCGUUCUACUAUCCACGUCUGAGACAUCUUCCCCCGAUUGCCAAGGUCACACUCACCAAGAUUGAGAGAAAACAGAUUUUUAGUUUACCGAUUGCGCCUACACAAUCGAAUCAAAUUCUCACUGGCAACGAAAUAGUCGAGUCUCUUAUAAAUACACCUCUUGACUGUGAGGUGUCUGCCUGGUCCCCUUGGGGUUUAUGCAAAGGUGAGUGUGGGACGGAGAAAAAGAAAGGCAUUAGAUAUCGUACACGCUACAUUCACAUAAAGCCUGCUAACAACGGCUCUGCCUGCCCACCUCUCGAGGAGGAGAGAACCUGUUUACUUGACUCCUGUGAGUGAGAGUCUGUGACAUCACAUCCAUCAUUUCCUAUUUUACCUUUUCCUUUUUUCAAAGCACAAUCCGGUUUGGACUACAGAUUCACAGUGACAAGACAACGUUUAUAAAAGCUAUAAUGUAACUGUAUAUGUGUUUCAGGGUUUUUUUAAGCAACACUACUGCUUUGCUCCCAUUGAGUUUGUCAUACACGUUAUGUCCUACAUGUUAUGUAUUAUAGAAAUGUCUUCUAAUAUUGUGAUAUUUUUGUUUGUCCACCUUUACAUUAGCUCAAUAUAUUUCACUGGAGACAAAAAAAAGUGUGCAAAGGACAGCAGUUUAUUAUCUAUUUGCUAUAAUGAUAUCUAUAUUACAAUUUAGGUGCUAUUAAAGACUUUUUUUAUGUUGAACGUAUGGAAAAUUAUCGAACUUAUAUGAACUGGCGCCCCCUGGUGGAAUGAUUGAGCGCUUACACUUCAGUAUCAAGUCAUGUACUCUUAGAAAGGUGCUUACUUGUUUCUAAUGUGUUUUGUGUGGUAAAUGUCUAUGCAUUCAAUGCAAUAAACUGUAAAUAUCAAUUGUAAAUAUAAACAAAUAAACUGUUUCCUGUUAA